UAUGUCUCUUUCCCAUGUAUAAAUGGAAAAAGACAAUUCAUUUAGUGCUUACAGCCAGAGGCAUAUCAAUAGAAUCCAACAUUAUGGUAUAUUAAGUACAGUGGUGAAUAAAAGUUUCAGAAUUUUCUGUAUUUCUACAAAAUUUGACUUGAAUUGGAUAUUCAUCGUGUUUUCUAGAAAAAGAAAGUCAAAUUAAAUAUAAUACAUUAAAAAAGAAAAAAAAAGAAAAAAAGAAAUUAACCAAAAUGAAAACAAUUGAAUAUUUUUGUUGGAGAAAUGGAGUCUGUGAGUAUAAUGCUGUGAACAGCCCUUUAAUGAUGACCUCCUUAUGGGUGUUUCACCACACAGUGGCACCAUUUUGAAGGCAACAGCUGAGAAUGACUGUGCUGAGAUGAUAACAUGGGCUAAAUAUAACUCUGAGCUCAGGGAAGACCGUCCUCACAUCUCAUGAGUGAUAUUUAGUUUAACAAAAUUCUAAAUAAUCUUCCAGAUUUGAGCCACAUCUGUUUUGAUGAUCUAUUCAGGGAUCGGAUUAUUAUAUUAUGUUUUAUGGGACAUAUUUUUCAUGCAACAUACAAUCUCUGGCACUGCUAUGUUGAAACGCGUUAGAUAUGACUGAUGUCGAGGUGACAUAUGAAGACUUCAUCGCCUCUGGAAGGACCGGCAGACGCAAUGCUGUACACGACAUCCUGGGAACCUCUGGCGGCCUGGACGCUAGCGGACUCUCCCAAACUCUGUCUGAGCUCAAUAUCAGCAAAGCAGAGGCAGGAAAUGAUGAAGAGAAAAGCCAGAGUUUGGCAGACUCCGAACCCAAGCAGGAAGAAGGCAAAGGGGAAGGUACAUAACAGACUUCAGUGACAGAAUCAGGAAAUACCCCCUCUAGUGGCUGAUUUUAAAACUGAGCAUGGAGGGGUUGACACUGAAAGUAGCGGAGCAUCCAUCUCCCUUUAGGAUCCGGAUGGAGGAGACUUGGCUUUGAGGAAGCUACUGUGAAAGGCUGGGCCUUAAGAAUCACGGUGCUGCUGUUUUUCGACAGCGAGCGCUACUUUAGCUGAUGUAGGUAUGAUUUUUACUUAGAAAUUCACUUUAGUUGUUUGCUACUUAGAGCGACUGGUGGGAAUUUGGGUCAGAAGUAAUGACAUUAGAAUGGCGAAGAUGCUCUUGGGAGAUCACAUGGAUCUUAUUUGGAACGACACCCACUGAACUCUUGAUUAACUGCCAGAGUAGCGCAGCUAAUACGCACUCAAUGUUCAGUCAUUUUAUAGGUGUAGUGAUGUAAUAGUAAUAUCAAAUUUUGAUAUUAAAUUGUGCUGUCUUUGAUAUCACGUUGAUAUUCACAUAAUAUAAGUGCUGCACUUUUGUUGAACACUCACUGAGUUCAGAUUAAACUGUCUAUGAUGGUCUUGCAUGGCACUGCUCCUGACGGAAUACCUGUGUGUAACUGUUCACAUCCCGCAAAGGACUAAUCAUUUGUGAUCCGAACAUUCGCAGCGUGUGGUGAUGCUAAUUCCUUGAGUGUUUUAUGAUGAUAAUUCUUCUUGUGUUAUGAAAUCUAGCGUGAUUUGAAGUCUGGCUGACACUGCCUAAUAACCCUUUUGAAAAUGUGUUCAAUAGAGCUUGCCUUAUCAAACCUCUGCCCAUAUUUUGUCUUCCAAUCAUUAGCUCUACGUCCUCAAUUUUGCAUAAAUAUAUUUGAUGAUAUUUUCAUCUGUGGGUACGUAAAUAUUUGAAUAAAUUCAAGCAGUCUUUGGGGAAAAUGUGAUGUU
Molecule: messenger RNA, 1766 nt
Organism: Onychostoma macrolepis
Lineage: Eukaryota; Metazoa; Chordata; Actinopteri; Cypriniformes; Cyprinidae
Gene: pkia
Product: cAMP-dependent protein kinase inhibitor alpha
Exons: 3
Coding region: 612-845 (77 amino acids)
Biological process (GO): negative regulation of cAMP-dependent protein kinase activity
Cellular component (GO): cytoplasm; nucleus
Molecular function (GO): cAMP-dependent protein kinase inhibitor activity
Source: RefSeq, a predicted model, not a curated record